AAAACUGAAAAGACUUCAGUCCAAUUCGGAGUCUCUCCACUCCACUCCACUCCACUCCACUCCACCAGCAACAGUUAUUGUUUCCACUCAAUUUCAUUUUCCAGCCGUUUUCAAGUAUUUACUCUUACUACUCAUCAACUGUCACGCUUUUCCCCUUUUAUUCUUGUCCUUUAUCUUCAAAAUUCCGAUCUCACUUUCCUCCUACAGGAACAAGAACAAUCAAAGUAAUCUACUUCCUAGGGUUUGCAGUUUUACCCAAUUCAAUCUUCUUCAAGAUGGCUGCAAAUCCUGAAGAUGAAUUAAAAUCUCCUUCUGCAUCAGCCCCACAAGAUUUCCCCCUUAAUCAGGAAAUUAAGCAAAAUCAGAGAAGAGAAACCUCACCUGAUCAGCAUUCAAGGCGUCCGAACUUGUCGUCACUGCAAAUACCUGAAAGAUCCAUAGAAAAUGCAUUGAUCAAUUCCGCAAGAACAGAUAUAACACCAAGUCCCAGUUCUACAAGAGCAGGUCUACCUCCAAGACCAAGUUCAGCAAAGUACAAAGCAUCUGUGAAAAAUUUACUUCCCCAACGCAGUCUCAGGACAAAGACCUUGUCUCACGAAGGAGAGAAGACCGUUCUUCUUGUUCCAGAGACAGAAUUGUCAGUUGGUCCAGUCGACAAGCCUUCUACCUCAAGAUCGUUUUCUCUUACUAAGGUGUUCUCCUCGUCAAUGGCUAAAGGCACAAACUCUAUGCCAGUAACACCUGUUGCAAACUCAGGCGUCGAGUCUUUACAGGGAAGAUAUCUCCAAGAUCAUUCUGAUUUUCCUAAACAAGCAGAUCAGAAGCAUAUAUCACGCUCCUUUUCAGUUCCUGUUAAUGUCAAAACGAUGGCAACUUUAAGGAGAAUGGAUUCAUCAGGAGGUCUGAUUCGUGUAAUUUCAACUCCUCGUCCUGUAAUGGUUGAUGGAGGAUCGCCAGAUGACAUUGCUGCAGCGGCUACUGCGACUGAAGAAGCAACUGAAGAUAUUCCUGAAGAAGAAGCAGUGUGCAGAAUUUGUUUUGUUGAACUCAAUGAAGGGGGUGAAACUCUUAAAUUGGAGUGUAGCUGCAGAGGUGAACUUGCACUAGCCCACCAAGAAUGUGCAGUGAAGUGGUUCAGUAUAAAGGGUAACAGGACAUGUGAUGUCUGCAAGCAAGAAGUAAAAAACUUACCUGUAACGUUAUUGCGAAUAGAGAGUAUUCAGCAGCAGACUGUUAAUAGACAGACGGGGGUUGUGGCACCACAGAGGGAAGUUCCUCGAUACAGGGUCUGGCAGGACGUGCCGGUUCUUGUCAUGGUCAGCAUGUUGGCGUAUUUCUGCUUUCUGGAGCAGCUUCUGGUCUCGGAUCUAAGGUCUCGUGCUCUAGCUAUAUCUUUGCCUUUUUCCUGUGUUUUAGGCCUACUAUCAGCCAUGAUAGCUUCUACAAUGGUGAGCAAGAGUUACAUUUGGGCUUAUGCUUCGUUCCAAUUUGCGAUCGUUAUCCUGUUUGCUCAUAUCUUUUAUACUGUACUUAGUGUGAACCCGAUUCUCUCAGUUCUGCUUUCCUCGUUCACUGGUUUUGGAAUUGCAAUCAGCACAAAUUCUCUGCUUGUCGAGUAUCUAAGAUGGAGAACCAGCAGAAAUCCGCAAACUGCUCAUCAACAAAACCAAAGAGGAGUACAACAUCAGUAUCAUCGACGUCAUCAGCAUCAUCAUCAUCAACAACAACAUCAGCAACAACAGCAGCAACAGCACCAGCACCAGCAACAACAACAACAACAGCAACAACAGCACCAGCACCAGCACCAGCAACAACAACAACAACAGCAACAACAUCAAAGGGAGGAUAUUGAAACUGGGACAGUAGAUAGGCCUAACAGGAGUCUUGAAACCUGACAAGGGAACACUGAUGCCAAGAGGUGGUAGAGCGGUUCUUCUCAUAAGCAAAACUGAGAAGAGUAGUUUUCCUUGACAUUCUACAGUUAUUGUUAAAGUGUAUAAAGAAAACAAAAAAGAAGGUGAUUGUAAAGGAAUGGUAAAGAAAACAAGUGUGAAUUAUUACAUCCUUUGUAUAAGCAAUUUUCAUACAAUGUAAAAAAAAGAAAAUGUAGUAUUUGAGAAACCCCUGGUUUCAUUCAUAUAUAAUUCGACCGCGUCUUUCAUUUUUGUUA
Molecule: messenger RNA, 2170 nt
Organism: Papaver somniferum (opium poppy)
Lineage: Eukaryota; Viridiplantae; Streptophyta; Magnoliopsida; Ranunculales; Papaveraceae
Product: probable E3 ubiquitin-protein ligase MARCH10
Exons: 9
Coding region: 276-1895 (539 amino acids)
Molecular function (GO): zinc ion binding
Source: RefSeq, a predicted model, not a curated record